This is a messenger RNA of Amaranthus tricolor (Joseph's coat), 1945 nucleotides long. RefSeq names its product ent-kaurene oxidase, chloroplastic. Gene Ontology annotation, cellular component: endoplasmic reticulum; chloroplast outer membrane. The transcript has 9 exons. Bases 204 to 1763 code for a protein of 519 amino acids. Gene Ontology annotation, molecular function: ent-kaurene oxidase activity; heme binding; iron ion binding. The record is from RefSeq and is a predicted model, not a curated record. NCBI's taxonomy places the organism in Eukaryota, Viridiplantae, Streptophyta, Magnoliopsida, Caryophyllales, Amaranthaceae. Gene Ontology annotation, biological process: gibberellin biosynthetic process.
AGUGACCAUAUCAUGUGUGAUCACUUCAAAUAAAUCUACUUUUUAUUGUACAAUCACUCCAUGCAAUUUUGGUCCAAUUCUGAUCAUUUCUCCUCUACACCUUUCCUCUAUUAUUAGUUUCUUACAGGUGAAGCUGCUUGUGAUUUUGCUGGGGAAGGAAACUUCUAGAAUCUUCUUAUUUGAAAUUUUAGUAUAAAUUAUCAAUGGAGAUGAUGGGUAUGGAAAUUGAGAGAAUUCUGGAAAACCCUUUUAAUACCGCCAUUGUUAUAAUUAGUGUUUCAUCAAUGGUGUUCAUUAUAUUGUUAGGCAAGUCUUUUGUUAACCGAGGGGUGAAAAUGUCUGUUUCUUCUGAUGUUCCUUCUGUGCCCAGGGUUCCCGGACUGCCUUUGCUUGGGAAUUUGCUUCAACUGAAAGAGAAGAAGCCGUACAAGACCUUCACGAAAUGGUCAGAGGUUUAUGGUCCAAUUUAUUCGAUUCAGCUUGGCUCUUCACAUUUGAUUGUGCUCAACAAUUCCAAUGUUGCCAAAGAGGCUAUGGUCACCCGCUUCUCUUCCAUCUCAACCCGAAAGUUGUCAAAUGCAUUGACAAUCCUUACUUAUGAUAAAUGCAUGGUUGCAACUAGUGAUUAUAAUGAGUUUCACAAAACGGUGAAGAAAUAUAUAAUGACUUACCUAUUGGGUUCAAAUGCUCAGAAACGCAACCGAAAUAUCCGUGAAACCAUGUUGGAGAAUGUAGUAUGCUGCUUUAAUGCACAUAUCAAGCAUAACCCCCUUCAAGCAGUGAACUUUCGGAAAAUUUUUGAGUCAGAGCUUUUUGGGUUAGCUUUGAAACAGGCUAUUGGACGAGACGUGCAGUCUCUUUAUGUUGAAGAACUUGGAACUACUUUGACAAGAAACGAAAUAUUCCAUAUUCUAGUUUUGGAUAUGAUGGAGGGUGCGAUCGAGGUUGAUUGGAGGGAUUUCUUCCCUUACCUCAAAUGGGUUCCUAAUAAUAAGGUAGAAGCAAACAUUAGAAAGUUGGACUUCCGCAGAUUUGCGGUGAUGAAGACACUAAUAAAGGAGCAUAAAAAACAAAAUGAAGGCAAAAAGGAAAUGAAUUCGUAUCUGGACUUCUUGCUGUCAGAAGUUAAUACUAUGACGGAGAAUCAACUAGCUAUGCUGCUAUGGGAGCCAAUCAUCGAGUCUUCUGAUACCACAUUAAUCUCAACGGAAUGGGCCUUGUUUGAACUUGCUAAGGAUCCUGCGCGGCAGGAUCGUCUGUAUCAAGAAAUUCAGACUGUUUGCGGUUCUGAUAGGAUAACAGAAGAUCACUUGUCUCAGUUGCCAUACUUGUCUGCUGUUUUUCAUGAAACUCUAAGGAAGCACAGCCCUGUUCCGAUCAUUCCUAUACGAUAUGUGCAUGAAGACACUCAGAUCGGAGGCUACAACAUUCCUGCUGGAACUGAGAUUAUAGUGAACCUGUAUGGAUGUAACAGGGACAGUAAUCAAUGGGAAAACUCUGAAGAAUGGAUUCCCGAGAGAUUUCUCGAUAAUAGAUAUGACCCGCAUGAUAUUUAUAAGACGAUGGCUUUUGGGGCCGGAAAAAGGAUUUGUGCUGGUGCCCUUCAGGCCAUGUUAAUAUCUUGUACAUCGAUUGGUCGGCUGGUGCAAGAAUUUGAAUGGAGGCUGGAAGCUGGGCAGGAAGAGGACAUCGACACUGUCGGCCUCACCACACAUAAACUUCAUCCUCUGCAUGCCAUCUUACGCACACGAUGUCAACUUUGAACAGGUGUAUCCUCUGUUGUGGAGUUAGACAUGCCAAUAAUUUGUAGUAGUAUGUUAAUACUAAUACUAAUACUACUAUACUGUUUGUGUACUUGUAAUUUGUACAAGUGAUAUCUCAAAUUGUUAUCUUUGGAUGAAAUUUGAACUUUAAGUUAUGAGCAAAUGUGCUGCUAUUACCUUAA